AUGGUUUCAGUAGAUCCUGUUGGUCGUACUGCCCUCCAUCUCGCUGCUUGGUUCGGUCAUAAUGAUAUUGUCAAACUCUUAUUAGCUAAAGGCGCCAAACCGGAUGUUAUAGAUAAUGCCGGUCGUACAGCUCUCCAUCUUGCUGCUUGGUUUGGUAAUGUACCAUCACUUCAAGAAUUAAUCUCGAAAGGCGCACCUCUCAACCAUCAAGAUAAGUCAGGAAAUACAGCAUUGCACCUUGCAUGUCAAAAUAACCAUAAGGAUGUAGUUACAAUCUUAUUGAACGCUGGCGCUAAUACAAAACUCAAAAACGCGCUAGGUUUAACAAUUCUUAAUAUCGCGGAGGCGGAUGACAAGCCAGAAAUUCUCGAAAUCCUUCAACAGAAAGAAGGCGAAGAUACAAAGCAUAGAGGCCUCAUUGUUGACAAGAAUAUGCUCCACGAGCAAAGGUCAAUGCAGAGGACACUCGACGAAAUUGCUGUCGCGCAAGAAAAAAGAUCUCAAGAUAUACAUCAGCUCCGUGAAAAGCUGGACCAGCACGGACAGAGACUUAUCCAAAUUAAUACUAUGCAGAAUGAGCUAAAGCAUCAGAUACAAGAGAUGGAAGAUGUUGCUAACCAAAUUGCAGCAAAGAUUUCAGAAUUAAUACCAAAGAAAUCUUCAAGAUUUACAAUGACACAUAUACUAAAGUAA
Molecule: messenger RNA, 693 nt
Organism: Trichomonas vaginalis G3
Lineage: Eukaryota; Parabasalia; Trichomonadida; Trichomonadidae
Product: protein ubiquitination
Exons: 1
Coding region: 1-693 (230 amino acids)
Molecular function (GO): protein binding
Source: RefSeq, a predicted model, not a curated record